Messenger RNA from Caenorhabditis sp. 36 PRJEB53466, 841 nucleotides. The record is from the annotation of a GenBank genome assembly. Lineage: Eukaryota; Metazoa; Nematoda; Chromadorea; Rhabditida; Rhabditidae.
AUGGCUCGUCGCUACGAUAGUAGAACGACUAUCUUCUCUCCUGAGGGAAGACUGUACCAGGUAGCCGUGUUGUCGACUUUUAUUCAUAAAAUUGUUGAUUUAGGUCGAGUAUGCCAUGGAGGCUAUCAGCCACGCCGGAACUUGUCUCGGCAUCCUGGCCUCGGACGGAAUCGUCGUUGCCGCUGAGAGAAAGAACGUUCACAAGUUGUUGGACGACACCGUCAUGACUGAGAAGGUGUACCGUCUCUCGGACAACAUCUCGUGCACCGUGGCCGGUAUUACUGCCGAUGCCAACAUCCUGAUCAAUCAUCUGAGAUGGUGGGCGGCCAGCUACCGCAAUAGCUAUGGAGAGGAAAUGCCAGUCGAGCAGCUCGUCCAGAAUCUUUGCAACGAGAAGCAGCGAUACACUCAAAUCGGUAAAGAGCAAAGCAUUGCGAUAUUUUAGUAAACUUUCUAUUCAGGUGGAAAGAGACCGUUCGGAGUGUCGCUUCUCUACGCCGGAUGGGAUAAGCACUACGGAUACCAGCUCUACCAAUCGGAUCCGUCCGGAAACUACACCGGAUGGAAGGCUACCUGCAUCGGAAGCAACCACCAGGCUGCCGUGACUCUUCUGAAGCAAGAGUACAAGUCGCCGGAUCUCGAAGAGGCUAAGAAACUUGCCAUCAAGGUUCUCUGGAAGACCUUGGACGUGAAGCUGGCCUCCGAGAAAGUCGAGAUGGCCGUUUUGACUCGCCGUGAUGGAAAAACAGUUCUGGAGGAGUUGUCGACCAAAGAAGUCGAUGCUCUUAUCGCCGAGCAUGAAAAGAAGGAGAAGGAGGCCGAGAGCGCCGAAAAGAAGUAA